Molecule: messenger RNA, 2046 nt
Organism: Mangifera indica (mango)
Lineage: Eukaryota; Viridiplantae; Streptophyta; Magnoliopsida; Sapindales; Anacardiaceae
Product: ubiquitin-like-specific protease 1D
Exons: 13
Coding region: 355-1587 (410 amino acids)
Biological process (GO): proteolysis
Molecular function (GO): cysteine-type peptidase activity
Source: RefSeq, a predicted model, not a curated record
UUAAUCUUGGAAAUUUAAAAUUUGAUUUCUUGUUUUCAAUAUGCAAACAAUUUUGAAAACCAUUUUGCAAAAAAGUAUUGAAUUAACCCUUAACGUCUUCAAGCAUUUAUAUUGUCUUCUAUAAAGUUCUUGGUUGGAGAAAAUAUAUUCAUUUCAUUUUUCAUGUAAGUGGGUGCUUAGACUGAUUUUUUAUUUUACACUUUUUAUUGCAAAGGAUGUUGAUCAGUUCGAGAAGUCCUCAAAACCCACAAACUCAGGUGCUUCUCUUGGCUUGAGACACAGGACCACAUACUCUGAAGUCCGAUCGCAAUCCUCAUUUGCAAUUGUUUUUGGUGAAAAGAUGGAGGAUAAGGAAUGAGAGAUUGUAUGGUAGUGAAAGCAUUUGAUAAAGAAUUAUCAACCAUGGGUCAUUGUGGUCGCCGAAAAAUGAGAGCUAAUACACAGUUAUCACAAGUGGAAAGAAAAGAUCGAUCAUCAUCAGGACGAUUUCCUGUUGAGUGCCCUAGUGGCCUCUCUUGUAAAAUUGAUAAAUCUACUUACUCAAAUGGUGACCAUAAGGGCAGAGCUUUUUCCACUUAUUCUUCCUUCCGCAGUGGGGGUAGCCUGUCCAACUGUUUUACUGACAAGAAGGAUGCAUUUGAGGUUCCACCAUCAAAAUUUUCAAGGCAUAAGAAGGGACUGACCCUUGUGCUCCUUGAUGAGGAUGAAAUUGAAGAGUCAACUGUGGGAGCUGUAGAGAUAACAAAGCAAGCAAACAAGCUUGCUGAAUGUGAGUGGGAUGCUAUGAUCAACUACCCAUCGAGGGAUGACCCAGAAUCUGUUGAAAUUUCUUACAAGGAUAUAGAUCACCUUGCUCCUGAAGCUUUUCUGACAUCUUCAAUUAUGAACUUUUACAUUCGGUAUUUACAGCAGCAAUCAUCCCCGACAAAUAGGGCCAUAUGGGAUUGCCAUUUUUUCAACACAUAUUUUUACCAGAAACUCAAGGAGGCUGUAUCACACAAGGGCAGUGAAAAGGAUUCUUUUAUCAAGUUCCGGAGGUGGUGGAAGGGUGUCAAUAUAUUUCAGAAGGCAUAUAUAUUUAUUCCUAUACAUGAAGAUCUUCAUUGGAGCUUGGUGAUUAUCUGUAUCCCAGACAAGGAAGAUGAAUCAGAGCCAAUUUUACUUCAUUUGGAUUCCUUGGGUCUUCACUCAAGCAAGUCAAUUUUUGGUAACAUCAGAAGCUAUCUUAAAGAAGAAUGGAACUUUUUGAAUCUAGAAAUUUCUCCUUCAGAUAUUCCAAUUCCUGAAAGAAUAUGGAGACAUCUUCCUAGUUGUAUUGAUGAGCGAAAAAUUGUGGUUCCCCAACAAAAAAAUGAUUAUGAUUGUGGUCUCUUUGUACUUUUCUUUAUGGAGCGCUUCAUUGAAGAGGCCCCAGAAAGGCUGAAGAGGAAAGACCUUGCAAUGUUUGGAAAGCGAUGGUUUAAAGCUGAAGAGGCCUCGGGUUUGAGAGUGAAAAUACGGAAUUUACUUGAGAAAGAAUUUCAAGUUGCCAGAGAGAGCUGUCGUAGUAGGGAAUCGUCGUCAUCUUCAGGUGGUGCUGUAGGCUGAAACUGACUUAAUUUUGCUGGUGGAUAUGGUGUGCGACAAUGUUGAGACUGUAUAAAUGAUUCAACUUUUUGGCUUCUCUCCUUCUGUGAAGAAUUAAUAGCCAAUGAAUUGUGUAAAAAGUUUUGGCAAUUAAUUCUGAAUAAGCUGUAAAAUCAGUCCAAAAGCAUCAUCAUGACAGUAAAUGUGAAGGCUGGUAUUCGGACAAUCACUGGUGGUUCAUACUCUUCAAUCGCCUCAGCAGCUUUAUAGGAGCAAAAAAUACUGCAGAUAGCCAGUGAUGGUGGUUUUAUAACUUCUUGAUAGGUCUGAGGGUUUUAAAUUUACAAUUCUUUUCCCUUUCUUAGGAAGAUGCUAAGAGAGGUUCGGUUUAUUAUAUCUGAGCUGAAAUCAAUUUCAAUGUAAUGCCCGUCCAGAAAUUUCCAGUCAGAGAAGGAAAUGUCAAUUUUCAUGUGGACGAAA